Messenger RNA from Scatophagus argus, 3811 nucleotides. RefSeq names its product tripartite motif containing 8b (gene trim8b). The transcript is spliced from 6 exons. NCBI's taxonomy places the organism in Eukaryota, Metazoa, Chordata, Actinopteri, Scatophagidae. The coding region runs from base 540 to 2336 and encodes 598 amino acids. The record is from RefSeq and is a predicted model, not a curated record.
CUCGUGUUACAUUGGCUACCUUGACGCUGGUUUGGCGACUAGUCCAGCUCGCCUGCAUUCCUCCUCUCUCCAAAGCCUGACCGAUAGAGACAGAGAAAGAAAGGAGGAGGGGGGAGAGAGAGAAAACACCAAUUAUUAUUCACAACCGUGUCGGAUUUUUAUGAACCACGAAGCCGAUUCACACCGGAUACACCGACCAGAUAAAACCACGAAAAAAUAACCACGUCGAGACAACUCCGUUUGGACUUACAGCAGCGACGAAAGGCGUGUUUUUCUUUUAUAAAUACGGGGCUUUGCGUUGAUGUGACCGUGUAGGUCAGCUAUCGAAAAGCAGCUUUGGUGAAACAGCCUUUCCACGGCGGAUAUCUCCUUUUUUUUUAAAUGGGGAUUUGCAAGAUGGCUGAUGACAGCUACCCCUAACAAGGACAGAAAAGCGACGUCCCCUUUAAGAUUAGCAGGACUCAUCUUGAAAGUGUCAGGUUUCUUUGUGAGGACGCAGAGGCCCUGAGGUCGGAUCGAAGUGGGAAAACAGCUAGUGUAUGCCUGCCUGCACCAUGAUGGCCUCUGACAUGGCUGAGACGUGGAGGAACUGUUUUGAGGAGGAGCUCAUCUGCCCCAUCUGCCUGCACGUGUUCUCAGAUCCCAUCCAGCUGCCCUGCAAGCACAACUUCUGCCGGGGCUGCAUCAGCGAGGCCUGGGCCAAAGACUCCUCGCUGGCUCGUUGCCCUGAGUGCAAUCAUGCUUACACUCAGAAGCCCAGCUUGGAGAAGAACCACAAACUGUCCAAUAUAGUCGAGAAGUACAACGCCCUGAGCGUGGAGAAGGCCACCACGCCGGCGCUACAGUGCAUCCUGUGCCGCCGAGGCCCGCCGCUCCCCGCAGUGAAGGUCUGCCUGCGUUGCAACGCCCCGUGCUGCCAGUCCCACGUCCAGACGCACCUGCAGCAGCCCUGCUCAGCCCUCGGGCACCUGUUGGUGGAGGCCGAGGCAGUGAAGGCCUGGACCUGCCUUCAGCAUGACCAGUACAGGCUGUACCACUGCGAGGCCGAGCAGACGGCGGUGUGUCAGUACUGCUGCUUUGCCCGCUGCCACCCCAGCCACGGCCACGCGGUCACUGACGUGGAGCUCCGACGCAACGACAUCAGACAAAGCCUGUUGAGACAGCAGGAGCGCGUGGAGGAACGAGUGCAGGAGAUUGAAGAACAGCUCUGCAAGCUCGACUCUGACAAGUGUGUGGUGGAGGACAGGGUGUGUGAGCUGAAAGAGGAGGUGCGUCUGCAGUACCAGCGGAUGCACCAGCUCCUGGAGGAGGACCUUGGUCGGACACUGGAGGUUCUGGACCGGGCUCAGGCUCGGUUCUGCCAGGACAAUGCUGCCCAGGUUUUGGCUCUGGGAGAGCAGCGCCACGAGGCCCAGAAGCUGCUGAGCUCCAUCCACACGGCCUUCAGUAAGGCAGAGGAACUGAGCUUCAUGAAAAACACCAAGCCUGUUAAAAUCCUCACAGACAGGUCUCAGGCAUGUGUGGGCAGCAGUCUCCCUCCUUAUAAAGUGGGGAGUCUAAACUCCAAACUGUUCCUCUCUGAAAUCUCAAAAAGAGAGAAGAGCUUGAAGAGAACACUUGAAGCCCCCCUCACCCCUCCCUCGACCUUCCUGCAGUCUGUUCCUGCGUAUCCCAGCGGUCAGAGCUCUGGCUCUGGAGCAGAGAAACGGAAACAUUCCACUGCUUUCCCAGAGGGAAACGGGAACGCGGGAAAAAACGCUGCUCCGGGUUUCAAGGACUCCUCCUCGUCCUCCUCCUCUUCUUCAUCUUCUUCUUCUUCAUCAUUAGCCAAGCAGCCCUACCUGGGCUCCGGCUCUGCCUCUGGAGAAGGCCAGUCAACCAAUCAGCAGCCGCUCGGCCCCUGCGGCCCACCUCACAUCAGCGAGAGCGGUGGGACAGGAAGUGGAAGCGGCUCUCUGACCAACCACCAUUCAGGCUCUGUGUUCGGUUCCUCGCACUUUCCUCCUGGAGGCAGCAGCUCCUCACACUCCUCCCAGCAGGCCGUGCUGCCUCAAUAUGGCGGCCGUAAGAUCCUGGUGUGUACGAUGGAUAAUUGCUACUGCUCCGGGGUGCCCUCUGUGUCGGGACACCGCAGCCAUCCUCCGUACCCGCGCUCCGGCUCUUUCCCCUGGGUCAGCGCCCAAGACUACCCCCCUCCUCCCGGCUUGGCCUCUGGAGGUCCGUCCAUGCAGGGGUUGGCAGUGAGGGACUGGAUAGACGCCUCACAAACACAUAGACAUGCAGAUUUUUAUGGGCUGUAUGGGCAGCCCCCUACAAAGCACUAUGUCACCAGUUAACAGAGUAGACACACACACACACACACACACACGGAUAUAGAGACGGGCACCAAAAUAGCACACCAUUACAGAUUUAUUAACCAGGAAAAAACACAAUACAAUUAUACUCUUCACACAUAGAAAUAUUUAAACUUAAACGCACACACACACAGACACGGAUCUAGAACAUGUAUACAAGUUCGGGGGCAGGGUCGAUCUCUUUGUGUUUUUAUUUUCUUCCUUUCUCCAUUUUCUGUCAGUGUUUCAUAUAGUGUAUUAUACGUAAAAUGCAUACACAGCCGCUCACCCUGGCACAGCUUAGCUCAGCUGAUCUUACACACCAACAAGAAGCGAGAGUGGCCGAAGAGGAGAGUACGACACCCAUCUCUUUAUUUAUAGAGCAGGCGACGGAUUGAUAGAAAAUGAACUUCUACUAGGAAAUCUUCUCGUGCCUCCUCAUGGAUGCUCAGUGACGCUAAAGGGAAAAGAGAUAAUACCGGGCAGGGUUGACCUUUCCAGUUUAGCGCCUUGUGUUUCUCCGUUAUAAUCACCCCUCCAGUUGUCCGUUGCCUUAUGUUGUUAGCAUCAUGUUUUCCUCUUCCCAGCUACACUUUGUUUGAUUGCUUUGAUUCCUUUUAAAGAGGGACUGCGGUCCCUUUCAUGUCUUUUGAUUGUUAUCGUCAUGGCACCUCUUCCCUUCUUUGCCGAGUUCAGGGAUGGAUCGUACGGCUUGAACACAAAACGCUCUUCCAUGGAACACCCACAAUGCACUUGUGGACGCCUUGUUAUGCCUGGACUACAGAUGCUGACCUACAGAGGGACACUAGAGCGGCAUCUGAAGGGCCAGUCGAUCUUGGGGGUUUGGGAGUUUGACCCUUAUUCCUUCCUGUUACCAGGCUUCCCAUUGGACAGAAAAUCUUCUGACAAAGACUGUUUCCAUUUAGUAAUUACUAUGACUUUGUGUUAUUUGGUACAUCUGCAAGUUUCAUGCUUGCAUGCUUGUCUACAGAGACUCUUUUAGAGGAACAGGCAAGACUGGACAGACCAAACCAAUGAAGCAUCUGGAGGAUCUGAUGAUGCUGUAAUUGUACUUCCUGCAGGGCAAAGAUGUCACUUCCUCUCAAUAAAGCACACGAGCUCUUGGCUUCCUGUUUGUAGCUGAAAGCAUGCAAGGAAGAGUUUUUUUUUUUUUUUUUUUUUUUAAAGCACUCAAAGGAAGAACAAUGGGGGGAAAAAUGUAUGCAGUUUUAAAAUGAGUGUAUGAAAGAAAAGAAGGGUGGGAGGAUUUUUUUUUCAUGAACUUUUUCUAAAAGAACAAGACUGGACUGCGAGAUGUAAGCAAUUGUCAUCAUCCUAAAAAGGAGCCGUUACGACAGUCAACAUAAAGAGAAAAAAAAAACGACAUAAAAAGUAUCUUUUUUGUAAAUAUUUUGUGAAAUGGAAAAAUUACAGACGUGAUUUGGAGAUGGGUUCCAAAUAAACAAAUUUAAACCGGA